AUCAAGACGGAGGACUUCAGCACCAGCUGAGGUGUGAACGGCUGUCGGAGUCAUUGCCUCAGAGAUCCGGAGCCCGGCGCGGAUUCGCAGAGACACCGAGACAUUCAAACGAGCUACAGGCACCAUGUCGGAGCCGUCAGGGGACAUCCCUCAGAUCCCAUGCAGCAGCAAGGUGUGUCGCCGCCUCUUCGGCCCCGUUGAUGAAGAGCAGCUGCGCCGAGACUGUGAUGCGCUAAUGGCGGACUGUUUGCAAGAGGCCCGUGCACGUUGGAACUUCGACUUUGUCACCGAGACACCGCUGGAGGGCAACUAUGCCUGGGAGCCUGUGCAGGGCCUUGGCCUGCCGAAGUUCUACCUGCCUCCAGGGCCUCGGGGGGCCUGGGACGACCUGGGAGGGGGCAAGCGGCCCUGCACCUCAACUGUCUUGCUUCAGGGGAUGGCCCAAGGGGACCACGUGGACCUAUCGCUGUCCUGUACCCUCGUGCCUCAUUCCCCUGAGCGGCCUGAAGUGUCCCCAGGUGGGCCUGGUGCACCUCGGGGCCGGAAGCGGGGACAGACCAGCAUGACAGAUUUCUACCACUCCAAACGUCGGCUGGUCUUCUCCAAGAGGAAGCCUUAACUCACCCACAGAGGCAUGGCGUUCCUGGAACCAGGGGGCCCCCAUGGCCCCUUCCACGUCCUUUGACUUACCGUAUUUUACGCAAAUAGCAUGCACGUUGUAUGAUUUUUUACCAACCGUGCAAUCCCCUCGCACAUUAUUUUCCUAGGCACACCGUGCGCAUUACGUGUGUGGGUGCAUUAUUUAUGUGGGUGUGUUAUUUGCGAAAAUGCGGUAGUCCUUCAGUUUGUGUGUCUUAAUUAUUAUUUGUGUUUUAAUUUAAACUCCUCCUCAUGUAUAUACCCUGAUUCCCACCCCCACCCCCAGCCACUGGCAUUAGAAUUAUUUAAGAAAAUAAGUAGACAGCAGAAUGGUAGGCCCGUCAGAGCGCCAGGUAUUUUUUAUUAUAUGAAUCCUUAUUUAAAACUUCCUCAUCCUAUGCUCUUCAUGUCUUCUCUUCUGGAGGUAAGGGGGGACUGGCUUCAUGCCAGCUGCUUCUUCCUUCACCCUCACCUCUGGAGGGGCAUGGCUCCCCCCACUCACUGUCUCAUGGGUGUUAUGAAAUUCCACCCAUCUCCUGAAUUCUGAGACCUAAAUCCUUUAUCAUUUGAGAAGUAAACAGAUAGCACUUUUAAGAGGCCCAGAAGAAUGGAGCAUCAUCAGAAACUUUGGGGUCUCCUUACCUCCUCUAAGGUUGGGAAGGGUAAACUUGAAGUGGCACAGCCUAGGAACAGGGCUAGGGACUUGGCACCCUCCUGGCCCAUGAUAACCUACUCUGUCCUGGGAAGGCAGCAGGAAGGUAGGGUCCUGUAGCAAACCACCCUCAUUUCCCCACAGGCCCCCUCUGCCCUCUCCAGGGGGGCCAGCCUCAAUGUUUGAUCCCCAAACCUGCUGGCUCCCCCAGCCUUUUUUUAGGAGCCCCAGCUCUUUUCCCGCUGGUCUCUCAAGUCCCUUUCUGCUCCUCUCCCCUCCUUCUAUUCUUUCCCUCUAGUACCCUCCCGGCUCUGGGUGGCAGUUCCAGGAUGCCUGCUCUCCUCAUCUCAGUGGACUGGAUGGGGAAGGGGCACAUUUGAAGAAGGGAUUCCAAGUUCUAACUCAAGCAGCUCAAGCAGCGACCAUCUCCUCUUUUAGCUCGGGGGGUGGGGACCCUAGGUGGUUGGACAGGCCUCCUUGAGCAAGGAUCUCUCUCUGUUAAGAGUAUGUGUAUGAGGGGGCACAGGAGCAGGUUAACCAGUAAACAUGGUACGCACGGGCUUACAGUAAGCGGGGUACACAUGGGCUUACUUGUGUUAAUUUACUAAUCUGUAGUGCACAAUUUACAUGGGUUUCACCACAUCUUUGAAAUUGUGCACUACAGA
This is a messenger RNA of Trichechus manatus latirostris (Florida manatee), 1956 nucleotides long. RefSeq names its product cyclin dependent kinase inhibitor 1A (gene CDKN1A). The record is from RefSeq and is a predicted model, not a curated record. The coding region runs from base 125 to 619 and encodes 164 amino acids. Lineage: Eukaryota; Metazoa; Chordata; Mammalia; Sirenia; Trichechidae. Gene Ontology annotation, biological process: negative regulation of cyclin-dependent protein serine/threonine kinase activity; signal transduction by p53 class mediator; regulation of G1/S transition of mitotic cell cycle. The transcript has 3 exons. Gene Ontology annotation, molecular function: cyclin-dependent protein serine/threonine kinase inhibitor activity. Gene Ontology annotation, cellular component: cyclin-dependent protein kinase holoenzyme complex; nucleus.